AUGGAGAACGGAGCAUCCUCACUACCGCCGGGCUCAAGAGUACUUGUCACUGGAGCAAAUGGGUACAUCGCUUCGCAUGUGGUCGACACCCUGCUGAGGCUAGGAUAUCUGGUGCGAGGAACGGUCCGAACACAAAAGCCAUGGCUGAAUAAAUACUUCGAGGAGAAGUAUGGCGCAGAUGUCUUUGACACUGUUGAGCUUGCCUCGUUCGACGAUCAAACCAUCGAAAACCUGUCGCUAUAUCUCUCACAACAAGGUGAGGGACUAAAUAACAUAAGUAACUUGGUUCAGGCGAGCGAUGUGAGCUUUUCAAAUGACCCCGAGGCCGUUAUCCCAUGGGUUAUCCGGGCAAUCCAGAAUUUGCUGGAGGCUGCUGCUAGAACAGUAAGCAUCAAACGUGUUGUUCUGGUGUCUUCCUCUACCACAACCGAGAACAUGUACCCGGACCCACGAGGCCGGGAAUUUCACCAAGGUGAGCUUGGAAGCUUGGCUCCGAAAGAUGCGUGGGAUGAAUCUGUUCCAGACCCCAAUAGGAGAAUGGCGAUAUACGCCACAUCAAAAAUCAAAGCAGAGCAGGAGGCUUGGAAGUGGAUGGAGAGCGAGAAGCGAUCAUUUGACUUCAACACAAUCCUGCCAUGUAUAACGGUUGGAAAAAUUCUUCACCCGGAGAUAUCUGGAUCCUCUAUGGGUAUUCUACGCACGCUACUCGCGGGAGAUACCAAGGCAUUUUCAUUGCCAGAACAGUGGUUCGUCGACGUCGAGGAUGUCGCUAAGCUCUGUGCCAUUGGCCUUCUAGAUGAGGGCGUCAAGUCACAGCGUAUCUUUGCAUUUGGGGAACAAAUGAAUUGGAAUGAUGUAGUACCAAUUUUGCGCGAACUACGACCGAAUAACAAAAAGAUCCCGGACCCACCUAAGGAUGAGAUACGAGAUCGAACGGACAUUUUACCACGGACAAGAGCGCAGAUCUUACUUCGCGGCUUCUUUGGGCAGCCUGAUUUUUCACCUAUCAAAGAUAGUAUUGCCAAAGGUAUUGAAGGGUUGGAUUGA
Messenger RNA from Penicillium longicatenatum, 1047 nucleotides. RefSeq lists its product as uncharacterized. Gene Ontology annotation, molecular function: oxidoreductase activity, acting on the CH-OH group of donors, NAD or NADP as acceptor. The coding region runs from base 1 to 1047 and encodes 348 amino acids. Lineage: Eukaryota; Fungi; Ascomycota; Eurotiomycetes; Eurotiales; Aspergillaceae. The transcript is spliced from 5 exons. The record is from RefSeq and is a predicted model, not a curated record.